CGUUCAGAGGUGGAGGCUCUUGGGGUUUCCGUUUCCGUUUUCUGAGAGAGGAACUAUCGGUGGAGGAGACGGAGUUGGGGAUUUGAAGAAACGGGAAUAGUAGGUAGAAGGAGAAACGGUGGUAGGAACGAUUGAGAACGCGGACGGGGUCGACGAAAACGAACCUGGCUGGGAUAGUGACGCCCAUUUCUAACCAGUUUCGAAAAGGUUCGCUCAUGCUGGAGGGAGCAUCCGCACUUAGUGAUCGGUCCGCUAGUUCGUGCAAAUCCGAAUAAGUUAUCACGGACCAGCCACAUGCAGGGAAACUUGCACGUGUGAUUCUUCCGAACAAGAGAGGGUUAUUCACUGGCAUUUUAGAAAGUGCAAUCGCUCCUGAUGGACAUGGUCGAUAAUAAUCAAAAUAAGCAAAGACCAGGGUUUUCAAGAAAGCUUGGUGUCAAUGAAAAAGUGGAGGUGAGGAGUGUGGAUUUGGGGUUUCUAGGAUCAUGGCACCCUGCGACAGUUAUACAGUGUGAGAAGCUGAAGCGGCAUGUCAGAUAUAACAAUGUUUUGGAUGAUAGUGGGGUGAAUUAUCUUGAGGAGGCAGUGAGUGUUUCAGAAGCUUUGGAUGGUGAUAAUGAAUGUUACAGCUACUCGCGUGGAUCCAUUAGGCCAAUGCCUCCUUUGGUUGAGUUUGAGAGAGGGGACCUUAAGUUCGGUCUGUGUGUUGAUGUGAACUAUGAGGAAGCUUGGUGGGAAGGUGUUAUAUUCGACGACCACUGUGACGGAAUGGAGAAGAGGAGUGUGUUUUUUCCCGAUUUGGGUGAUGAAAUGCAAGUUGGAAUUCAUCAGUUGCGGAUUACUCAGGACUGGCAUGAAGUUACUGGGGAGUGGGAGCAGCGGGGGAACUGGGUGUUUCUUGAUUUGGUUGAGGAGCAGAAGAGGAAAUCGUUUGUUGCAGUUUCGGCUAAGCAGAUUUGGUAUGAUGUACGCAUAAAAAAUGGAUUUGAGAAGAUUCGAGAGUGGACAUGUAAUAUGAAGUACUUGUGGAGAAAUCUGGUAAUGGAGGUAAUUAAUGACUACUUAUCUCUUACGGUAAAUGAAGUUAUCUUAGUGUUGAAUCUUCCAUGGAGUUUAUUAAAUGAAGCACCGGAGCCCGAAUCUGUUGAAGCUAUGGCUAGUGUUGACUUAAGCGUGACCUUUCCUGAUAAGGAAAUUGUUGUGCAGAAAGAACCAGUUCCUCCUGUUAAAGAGGUCUUACCCAAGUUGCAAAAAGAAAUUGGCCCCUGUGGUGCUUUCUGGUCUGAAGAAAGUAGAGAAAAUAAAUCCUCAACUCAUUUAAGGUCACACUAUUGGAAACCUCUGAAGUUGUCUGAAGUUGCAUUAUGCCCUGAUGCUGUUAGGGAAUAUCUACUUGCUCCCAACCGAGCAGAUAAGGCAUUGUGGAUGGAAAAAUUACAAAAACAUCUUGUAUGUCUUGGAUGGAAAAUUGAGUGGUCAAAUAAAAAUAAUAUUAAGCGUUACAGGUAUAAUGUUCCUGAUAAGCAGGGCAAAAAGUUUUACCUUUCGCUCAUUGAAGUUUGUAGAGAUAUGGAAAAGGACCCCGGCACAAACUCCUUGCAGCUCCAAAAUGAUCAGAGUAUAGUUGAUCCUACAGUAGACUGUCAUCUUCCAGAUGUGCCUCUUAAUCCAUCAGAAAAUAUUCAGAAUCCAGAUAUCUUUCCUCCAACUAUUUCAUCUUCUCUGGUUGAAGAUGAAGUUGAAGAUGUACCUAAGUUUUGUCCUGAGGCUGUUGAGCAGUAUUAUCGCUCGUAUAUAUCCAACAUGAGUCGGGCUGAUAAAAAACAAUGGAUACUGAAAGCAAAGAACCAUUUGUUAGCCGAAGGAUGGAUUUUUGACUAUCCACCUCCAACUAAUAAGAAAAGGGGAAUAAUAUACAUUUCUCCACUAAAUCGAAGAUUCCCAACACUCCAUGCAGCAUGCAGAUUUUGUAUGGGAAAAAGUAUUUCUAAAUUGGCUAGGUCUGACAUGAAACAUUUAAAUGUCUCAGGCAUGAAUGAAGAAAAUGUUGAUCAGGUUUGGAGCGGGGAUCUAGUUUGUAGAUCAGCUGGAAAUCUAGUUUGUAGAUCAGCUGGAAAUCGAAAGCGAAAGAGCUUGGGGAAUUCAAAGGCCAACAUACCCAAGUGCCAAAGCAAUGGAUUGACUCUACGGGUGCUAAGAUCAAAAAAGAGGGCACAAAAGGUGUCUGCCCCUUCUCUUAUAAAUCAUAAACCUCUGAAUGUUCUGUCUUACUUGAUAGACAACAGCAUCAUCUUACCAAGGUGUAAGGUUUAUUAUAAGGUGAAAGGCAGGCACCGUAAAGUCUGUACUUUGGCUGAUGGGAAAAUAACUCGUGAUGGAAUCAAGUGUAACUGUUGCAUGGGAAUAUACAGUUUUGUUGGCUUUGAAAAUCAUGCUAGUGGUAGUAGUACUUGCAGACCCUCUGCUAGGAUCUUUUUGGAAGAUGGUAGAUCACUAUUAGAUUGCCAGAUAAAAAUGAUGCAUGAUCAUAAGACAAGGGAAACUACUGGAAAAUCAUUCAGUGGUUUGUCUCUAGUUGAGAAUGACUACAUUUGUUCUGUUUGUCACUAUGGUGGUGAACUUAUUUUAUGUGAUAAAUGCCCGUCUUCAUUUCAUAAGACAUGUCUUGGUUUGGAGGACAUCCCUAAUGGUGACUGGUUUUGUCCAUCAUGUUGUUGUGGGAUUUGUGGCCAAAGGAAAAUUGACGGAGAUGAUGAGGUUGGACAAUUACUUCCUUGCAUUCAGUGUGAACAUAAAUAUCAUGUUAGGUGCCUGGAAAAUGGAGCUGCAGAUAUAUCAACAAGAUAUCUUGGAAAUUGGUUCUGUGGAAAAGACUGUGAAAAGAUAUAUGAGGGCCUUCAUAAAUUAUUAGGAGAGCCAGUUUCGGUGGGUGUGGACAAUCUAACUUGGACAUUGGUGAAGUUUAUCAACCCCGACAGUUGUGAACAUGAUAGUAGUAAAAGUGACUUAUUGGCAGAAAGUUACAGCAAGCUCAAUCUUGCUAUUUCGGUGAUGCAUGAAUGUUUUGAGCCCCUUAAGGAAUCCUUAACAAACAGAGAUCUUGUGGAAGAUGUUAUAUUCAGCAGAUGGUCAGAGCUAAACAGAUUGAAUUUCCAGGGUUUCUAUACUGUGCUACUUGAGAGAAAUGAAGAACUAAUUAGUGUGGCAACUGUUAGGGUCUAUGGGAAGAAGGUUGCUGAAAUACCUCUUGUUGGUACCAGAUUACAAUAUCGUCGACGUGGAAUGUGUCACAUUUUAAUAGAAGAGCUUGAAAAGAAGCUCAAGCAAUUAGGGGUGGAGAGGCUUGUUUUACCUGCUGUUCCUAGUGUGCUAGAAACAUGGACCCGCUCUUUUGGUUUUGCAAAGAUGACUAAUCUUGAGAGAUCUCAAUUUCUGGACUAUACUUUCCUAGAUUUUCAGGGUGCCAUCAUGUGUCAAAAGCUCUUGACGAAUAAUAAUCCAUCUCCGAAUCCAGUCUUGUUAACAGAGUCACAAGCAAAAUGUGAUGUUUCUUCUGGAAGUUGCUGUGCUAACCUCAGUGAGUCUAGUCCAGUAUGUGAAUUAUACCAAGUAGAAGAGAUUGAUCUAGGAGGGAUGAUGAAUCAUCAAAUGGAGUAUACUUGUGCUGGCAAAAAUAAUCAAGUUAUUGGUGCUAUUGACCUAGUCACCAUUGUGGAGCAACCGAGUCCUGGGGAUCAACAGUGCCAGAAUGGAACAACCAGCUUAGAGUGCUCUAUUGAUAAUAAUGGCCUGUAUAAGUGCGUCUACACGCGAAGGAAAGUGAGAAAGUCAUGUGAAGGAUUUAGCAUGCCAUCAUGAGCGUGAGCUUGCUUGCAUUACACGGAAGAUGAUCAAUUCUCCAUCUGUCCACAGUAACUCCAAAAGUUGAGUUUUUGCACAUACUAGUAUGAACUACCUUGUACAAAAACUCUACUUUUCUUACAAUCUUGCACAACUGCACUUUUGCAUACCACAUGGUGUUACAACCUUGCACCACUGCACUUUUGCCUUCAUGUGAGUUUUGUAAAGUAAAAAUGGUAAAUUUGAGUGAGAGGUCACUUGUAUUAACAUUACUUUUCUUAUUUUAAAAUAGGGUAAAUAGUAACCUUUGUUCCUAAA
Molecule: messenger RNA, 4158 nt
Organism: Glycine soja
Lineage: Eukaryota; Viridiplantae; Streptophyta; Magnoliopsida; Fabales; Fabaceae
Exons: 12
Coding region: 376-3858 (1160 amino acids)
Biological process (GO): negative regulation of DNA-templated transcription
Molecular function (GO): transcription corepressor activity; acyltransferase activity, transferring groups other than amino-acyl groups
Source: RefSeq, a predicted model, not a curated record